AUGUCUUCGUCCCCUACCAUCAAAGGUCACUAUGACAACCGGCUUAACCGGCAUUUAGUACUCAUCUCUACGAUCUGUGAAACAGUUGACGAUUGCUUGACAAGGUUAGAGUUCACGAUGGAGGAUUUCUGGAAAAAUGUUGACGAGAAGAUUUCGUCUUUGGAUGCUGAAACUAGCGCGCUAUGGACUGUUCUAGAAACUAGUGCUGAAAAGUUGGCGGCAUGCAAAAACAAUUCAUCAAUCGACAAAGAUAUAAUAGUGAUAGAGCACAGCGCAAUGCUGGAAUCAACAACGGCGGAUAUGAUUAGCAAGCAAAGCAACACGAACAGACAGCAAUAUGAAAGGGAUGAAUUGAAUUCUAUAAAAAAUGUCAAACAGCAAAUGCGGGAUAAUUCUGCAAAAAUCGAAAACAUUCAACGUUUGUUGGGUGACAUCGGAAAUAUGACGAAAAAUACUCAAUCGAGCGUACAUAUUCAUCGAACUGACAAGAAUAUGAAGCUUGACGAGCUUAAACAACGCAAAGAAAAUCUUGAUCGGAUCAAGUUGGACGGUAUUGAUAUGAUUAAUAAUUUCAACAAUAUAUUAGAUAAUGCAAGCCUGUUGCGGAACCUUUCCGAUUCGUAAUGUGAAUCAACGGAUAAACAAUAGAUUUGCAGUUAUACAAAAAGCA
Messenger RNA from Anopheles cruzii, 670 nucleotides. RefSeq lists its product as uncharacterized. The record is from RefSeq and is a predicted model, not a curated record. The transcript has 5 exons. The coding region runs from base 1 to 624 and encodes 207 amino acids. NCBI's taxonomy places the organism in Eukaryota, Metazoa, Arthropoda, Insecta, Diptera, Culicidae.